Messenger RNA from Lolium rigidum, 675 nucleotides. RefSeq names its product dehydrin Rab25-like. The record is from RefSeq and is a predicted model, not a curated record. NCBI's taxonomy places the organism in Eukaryota, Viridiplantae, Streptophyta, Magnoliopsida, Poales, Poaceae. The transcript is spliced from 3 exons. Bases 1 to 675 code for a protein of 224 amino acids. Gene Ontology annotation, biological process: response to water.
AUGGCGGACCAUGGCGGAGAGUACGGGUACCCGUACCCGCGCGUCGACCAGUACGGCAACCCAGUGGGGCCGGUCGACCAGUACGGCGUCCCCAUCCCGAGGGAGCCAAGCGAGCAGCCGGCGUACAGCUCGGGGGCCAACGCUCCGUCGUUCGGCGCUAGCGACGCGGGCGCGGUAGGCGUAGGCCUCGCCCCUGGCGAGACGACGGUGUACCCUCGCGAGGGCGUGGUAGCCGGCGCCGUUUCCCCGGGCGGCGCCACGCACACGCACACGCACACUCACGAGAGCGCGGUGAGCGGUGGCCUCGCCCCUGGCGAGACGACGGCGUACGCUUACGAGGGCAUGGUCGUCGGCGGCAUCGGCACGGGCGGCCAGAUCCAGCCAGUCAGGGAGGAGCACACGACGCUCGGCGAGACUUUGCGGCGCUCCGGCAGCUCUAGCUCUAGCUCCAGCUCGUCGUCGUCGGAGGAUGACGGUCACGGUGGGCGGCAGAGGAAGAAGAAGAGCCUCAAGGAGAAGAUCAAGGAGAAGCUCCCGGGCGGCCACAAGCAGGAGGAGCAUGCCAAGGCCGGGCAGGCGGUGCCGACGGCCGGGGCGGGGACGCAUGCAGCGGGGACGCACGAGAAGAAGGGCAUCAUUGAGAAGAUCAAGGAGAAGCUCCCUGGCCACCACUGA